AUGGAUGGGAUGAUGCUGUGGUUCUUUCUGAUGAUGCUUUUGUUGCCUCACGUAGUGGGCAAAAUUGAUAAUACGAAUGGCCCAAUGCCUGAAUCCCUCCCUGUUCUGCAUGAGUGGUAUGAGACUGGUGACCUAGUUAUUGGUGGGAUUGCUUCGCAUAUCAUUUACAUUUUCGAUGAUGUUUCCUUCAAAGAAAAGCCAUCGCAGAAGAUCUUUAACAUUCCAUAUAUGGUGACAAAGUUCUAUCAACACAUCCUGGCCUUGGCAUUUGCUGUGAAAGAGAUAAAUGAGAAUCCCAGGAUCUUGCCAAAUGUCACACUCGGGUUCCAUAUCUACGACAGCUACUACAAUGCAAAGAUGUCCUACCUUAGCACUCUCAAACUCCUUUUCAAAUCCUCUAAAUUUGUCCCCAACUACAAAUGUGAUUCCCAGAAAAAUCUCAUAAGCAUCAUUGGGGGAUUUGGCUCUGAUACCUCUUUCCAAAUGGCUGAGAUCAUAGGCCACUACAAGAUUCCACAGGUUUCUAAAUUAUGUCUGCCAUUGACUCCUGUUCGGUCACCAGCUUUAGUUCCUCUGAUCUCUCCACCAUUUUUCCUGCUUCUUUUCCUCAUGAUUGUGUUUGAAUUUGCCUUUGCUCUUGGAGUUGAAAAAAAGUUUCUCACCUAUGGCUCCUUUCCUCCAGAGGAAAGUCUCACAAGUCAUGCACGAUCCUUCUACUGCAUGGUUCCCAACUCAGCUCUUCAGUACACAGGAAUUAUAAGACUGCUUAAACAUUUUGGAUGGACGUGGGUUGGACUCUUUGCAGAGGAUGAUAACACUGGAGAAUAUUUCCUGCAUUAUAUGGACACAUUGCUUACCCAGAAUGGAAUUUGUUCAGCUUUCCGAGAGAGAAUCCCACAAGAGCCACAUUUAGAUAACCUUGAUGAAAUGUAUGAGAAGUGCUUGAGAUUGUAUGCAGUAUUCACAGAUAAUACCGUCAGUACAUACAUAAUCCAUGGAGAAUCUUUGGCAAUCGCAUGGUUGAGAACAGUUAUAUUUUUGCGAGAAGCUGCAGAUGAUGGACUUAGAUCAAUUAUAAAAGUGUGGAUUAUGACAUCUGAGAUUGAAUUCAUAUUAUUUGACUUUCAAAGGGGUUGGGACCUUCAACUUUUCGAAGGUGCCAUUUGCUUCACAAUUAAUUCAAAUGAUCCUUUGGGUUUCAAGGAAUUUCUUCAGAGUAGAAAACCUUAUUGUAACUUGAGAGAUGGAUUUCUCAUGGACUUCUGGGAGAAAGCAUUUGAUUGUAAACUUCCAGAAUCCCAUGUCUCAAUGGAAGGCAGUGAAACCUGCACGGGGGAAGAGACUCUGGAGAGCCUUCCUGAGCCUCAGUUUGAAAUGCUCAUGACUGCCCACAGCUACAGUAUCUAUAAUGCUGUCUAUGUUGUGGCCCAUGCACUACACACCAUGUAUUCUGUUUGGUCCAACUAUAGAGCAAUGGGGAGUGGAAAAAACUUUGAACUUCAGGAAUUGCAGCCUUGGCAGAUUCACCCUUUCCUUCAAACAAUUUCCUUUAACAACUCAGCUGGAAAAACAGUGUUCUUUGAUGAAAAAAGGGAAUGGGGUAGUGGAUUUGACAUAAUUAAUAUGAUCAUGUUCCCAAACAAUUCCUUCCUUCGUGUGAAAGUUGGAAGGGUGGAGGAUGCCAGUUCCCUUGAAGCAAACAGAUUCAUCAUAAAUGAGGAUGUAAUUGUUUGGCACAAAGGUUAUAACCAGGUGCCUCCCCUUUCUUUGUGUAAUGAACACUGCCAGCCUGGUUAUCAGAAGAAAACGAAGGAAGGAGAACAAUUUUGCUGCUAUGAUUGUAUUCCAUGUCCAAAAGGGAAGGUUUCAAACCAGAUUGAUAUUGAUGACUGUUUCAGAUGCCCAGAGCAAGAGCAUGCAAGCAAAGACAGAAGUGACUGCAUCCCUAAGACAAUAACCUUUCUAUCUUACCAAGAGCUUUUAGGGAUUAGUUUAGCCGUGAUUGCUGUUUCCUUUUCCCUGAUCUCAGCCUGGGUGUUGGGAACUUUUAUUUGGCACAGAGAUACUCCCAUAGUCAAAGCCAACAACCGGGACCUCACGUACAUGCUGCUCAUCUCCCUCCUGCUCUGCUUCCUCUCUACGUUGCUGUUUCUUGGAAGACCUAACACAGUGACCUGCCUCCUCCGACAACCAACAUUUGGCAUUGUCUUCUCAAUGGCUGUUUCUUGUGUGCUUGCGAAAACCAUCACAGUGAUUGUAGCUUUCAUGGCUACCAAACCAGGGUCCAGCAUGAGGAAGUGGGUGGGGAAAAAACUGAGCAACUCCAUUGUCCUUUCCUGCACUGUUUUCCAAGCAAGUGUUUGUACUGUAUGGCUGACCACUGCUCCCUCAUUCCCUGAUUUAGACAUGAACUCUGUAGCAGAGGAAAUCAUUGUGCAAUGUAAUGAAGGCUCCGUUGCAAUGUUUUACUCUGUCCUGGGCUACUUGGGCCUCUUGGCUAUUGCCAGCUUCAUUGUGGCAUUCUUAGCCCGCAAAUUACCAGAUACGUUUAAUGAAGCCAAGUUUAUUACCUUCAGCAUGUUGCUCUUUUGCAGUGUUUGGCUGUCUUUUUUCCCAGCCUACCUGAGCACAAGUGGAAAAUAUAUGAUGGCUGUGGAGAUCUUCUCCAUCCUGUCCUCCAGUGCUGGCUUAUUGGGCUGCAUCUUUGCCCCUAAAUGUUACAUCAUAAUGCUGAGGCCUCAGAUGAAUAGCAAGGAGCAACUCAUAAGGAGAAAGAAUUGA
Podarcis muralis (Common wall lizard) is the source of this 2781-nucleotide messenger RNA. NCBI's taxonomy places the organism in Eukaryota, Metazoa, Chordata, Lepidosauria, Squamata, Lacertidae. The record is from RefSeq and is a predicted model, not a curated record.